UGGCUGAUCUGUCUAUUUCAUCAACUAAAUAUGCCGAUAUCAUUGGGAGAAGCACUUGCAUAUAACUACUUUGCUGGCUACCUAAAUCUGGUAUUGUCUAGUGUGGCUGAUAGGAUCAGCAGCAGUAAAUAUGGCCAAAGCACAACAAAUAAGAAGUUGUUUAUUCUAAUCCCUGCUAAUGGUGAGAUGUCAGGGAAGCUGCAGGACGUCGACAAGAGCAUACGACAGGUUGGAACGUUAGCUCCAUUGAUGAUAGACAGAGCUGGAUUCAAAAGAAAGUACCCUAAUAACGUCUAUGGAUCAGUUCAUAAUGAAAAGGAAGUAACAUUCGUUGCCGACAUGCCAGCAAAUCUGCUCACGCUCCGAGACAUGACAGAAGAUUUCGAGCUGACUGGCUUCACAGAGCAGGAUAAGCUGCACGAGGUCCAGAAGUAUGCUGCGUUCUUGAAGAAAAUUCUAGAGAGGCAAUCCCAUCUGGCUGGGACGUACGAAAUUGUUGUCUACAAUGGAGAUGCUGCGAUGAUGGAUGCUGUUCAGCACUUUCUUUGAAAUUGAGGUAUUGUAUUCACAUAUGGAGAAGUAGGCCUACCUACCAAACGUCACUAACUAAGCUUGUCAUUCUUCAGAAAAAAAUUAUCAGAGUAAUUACAUUUUAACCGUAUCGUGCUCAUACUGAAUCACUUUAUAAUAGUCUGGGGGUAUUAAACCUUAAACAAAUAUAUAUAUUUAUGGUGGGUUUGUUUAUGUACAACUGGAGAAUCGAAGAACUUCCUAAAAUCUUUAACAAUAUGUUUCAUUUAAAUUUUAACAUUUAUGGUUAUUACACCAGACAAAGGGAAAAUGUUCACAUAAAUGUUGUACGCGCAAAUAUCCGCAAAAUGUCCAUAUCCUACCGUGGGGGUCUUAUUUUGGGGAAAAUUUAAGCUAAAAUUAGCAUAAAUACUAUAAAAAAUGUCUUUGCAUUUAAGAGAUGCUUAAGAAAGCUUAUCAUGAGUAAUAUGAUAUGUUAGAUAUCUUUGCAUUACCACUUAUUGUUGUUUUUCUGUUUCGGUAAAUGCACCUAGUAUUGUUUUCUUGUUUUUCUUUUGUACUUUUUCUAUGCACUCUUUAUGAUAUUUAAUUGGUGUGACAGAAACGGGGAAUCAUAAAUCCUGUUUGGAUUUCAUUCGACAUUUGCUAUAGGGGGCCUAUAUAUAUAUAUGCAAAAAAUAAAAGAUUUUACGCUUAUGAAAACUAUAAUCAUGUUCAUUAAAUGAAAGUUUCAAAUUGCUACUAGUUUAAAAAUAAAAGUAAAUUUGCAACUAA
Priapulus caudatus is the source of this 1305-nucleotide messenger RNA. Its product is annotated as stimulator of interferon genes protein-like. The record is from RefSeq and is a predicted model, not a curated record. Gene Ontology annotation, cellular component: autophagosome; endoplasmic reticulum membrane. Gene Ontology annotation, molecular function: cyclic-di-GMP binding; 2',3'-cyclic GMP-AMP binding. The transcript has 5 exons. Gene Ontology annotation, biological process: positive regulation of macroautophagy; reticulophagy; innate immune response. Bases 31 to 549 code for a protein of 172 amino acids. Lineage: Eukaryota; Metazoa; Priapulida; Priapulimorpha; Priapulimorphida; Priapulidae.